Messenger RNA from Physella acuta, 873 nucleotides. Its product is annotated as putative ammonium transporter 1. Gene Ontology annotation, molecular function: ammonium channel activity. Gene Ontology annotation, biological process: ammonium homeostasis; ammonium transmembrane transport. The record is from RefSeq and is a predicted model, not a curated record. Gene Ontology annotation, cellular component: plasma membrane. Lineage: Eukaryota; Metazoa; Mollusca; Gastropoda; Physidae.
AUGACCACCGACAAUUUCACAAACGUCACGGAGUUUAUGACUACCCAGAGGAGUCUGGCUGAGCUCAACUUCCGCUUCGACGCACUGACUCUCAACAUAGACCAGUUCUACCAGAUAGUCUUUAGUAUCAUGAUUCUCUUGUUGACCAUGGGCUUUGCUUUUAUCGAAGCCGGCAGUGUUAGAGCCAAAAACACCCAAAACAUAAUCCUCAAGAACUACCUGGACGGCUUCGUGGCAGGCAUAUCCUACUGGGCUAUCGGCUGGGCAUUUGCUUACGGCUACGGCAACGGAUUCAUUGGCUGGUUUGACUUUGCGUCGUCCUACGUGCCCAAUGAGAAAAUGUCCAACUACUUCUACCAGCUCAUGUUUGCUUCAACCUCCUGCACCAUUGUGUCAGGGGCUUUGGCUGAAAGAUGUGAAUUUGUCGCGUACUUGAUUUACAGUUUCGUUCUGACUGCUUUUGUGUACCCAUUGUGUAGUCGCUGGGGAUGGUCACAGUACGGCUUCCUUCACAUUGGACAUGAUUUCGACAUUGAUGGCAAAAUCAUGCAUGUCAAAUACGAGGAUUUUGGUGGUAGCGGUGUUGUCCAUCUUGUGGGGGGAACUACGGCCUUUGUUGGUGCCUGGUUACUUGGUCCACGUAUUGGAAGAUUCCAUAAAGAGACUGGAGCCGUUAUUCCCAUCAGAGGACAUUCAGUUCCACUUGCUGGCAUUGGUGCCUUCGUCCUUGUGUUUGGGUUCAUGGCCUUCAACGCUGCCUCCCAAGGUCACAUAACUGAACCAGGAGAUGGUGCCGCCAUCAGCAUGGCUGCUUUCAACACUGCCAUCUCCUCCAGUAUGGGAGCCUUCACCUCCAUGUUUGCACACAGGUAA